AUGUCAGGAAUUUCUUCUGGCGAAAGCUCGAUUGGGGCUGUUCAAUCGUUGUAUCGAGCUCGCAGCUAUCAAUUAGAGAUGCUCGAGCAGAGCCUUGCAGGGAACAUCAUAAUUGCGAUGGACACGGGAAGUGGAAAAACACAAAUAGCGAUCAUGCGAAUUAUGGAAGAGCUUGAGCGUUGUUCUCCUGAAAAGGUGGUCUGGUUUCUGGCGCCUACCGUGGCCUUGUGCACUCAGCAGCACGACGCCAUUCUAGCACAAUUACCAGCCGCAAGGACAAGACUGCUGAUCGGCUCGGACAAUCUUGAUUGUUGGGAAGAUAAGAUCUGGAAAGCAGUGUUGACUGAUGUGCGAAUCGUUGUCUCGACGCACGCCAUCCUCCUUGAUGCGCUAGGACACGGCUACGUUCCGAUAUCACGGCUAGCACUCCUGGUGUUUGACGAAGCCCACCACUGUAGGAAAAAGCACCCAGCAAACAAGAUCAUGCAACAAUUCUACCACCCGCGGAAGGAUCUGCUUGGGCCAACCUCAGUUCCCCAUAUCCUCGGCCUCACCGCCAGCCCGGUAGUGAGGAGCAAGGCCCGUGAUCUAGAGAUCAUUGAAAGAAACCUCGACUCAAUCUGUCGCACCCCUCGCUUACAGAGAGUGGAGAUGUUAAAGUUUGUAAACAGACCGGUGAUCAAAAAUCUUGUGUAUUGUUCUCAUAAGGCCGACGAAGCUGCCCCUCGAAGCAUGGCGCUGUUUCUCCUCAGAAAGGUCUGUCGUACAGUCGUUCCUCAGGCCGAACAGUGUGCGCAAGCAGGCCAACCGGGCGCCAAGAUGCCUCUUUCAAGUGGUGGGUAUGAGGAACAAUUGAUCAAGUUCAGGAGGAAAGCCAAUAUGGUUUAUGAAGAGCUUGGGCCAUGGGCCACGGAUUUCUUCAUACUGGAGUCCAUCAAGACAUUGAGCGAAAGCUUCAGCGGCGGAUCUAGAUUUCUAUUGGUAUUCAAGGACGACGAGAAGACAAAGUUGCUUCGAGCGUUGAAUCCGAUCCCGUUGCUUCUAUCCAGCCACAGCCAUCAACAUGGAGCAAGUAUGCAGGUUUCGACCAAAGUUGAGUGCUUGAUAUCAUUUCUCACCCUGCAAGAUCCCGAAAGAUGUUCCGGCCUGGUGUUCGUCAAGGAACGAGCUACCGUUGCCGUUUUACACGCGCUGCUGUUGCGGGAGCCUCGAACAAGAGACCUCUUUCGGUGCACGACUUUCGUCGGUCUGUCAAACAACGCCAAACGUCGAUACGCGAUGUCUGAAUUGUUGGACUUGAAAGCGCAGCAUGAGGCUUUGGCCGAUUUCAAAGCUAAAGUCAAGAAUCUCAUCGUCGCGACUGAUGUGCUGGAGGAAGGGAUCGACGUCACUGCCUGUAAUCUAGUAGUCUGCUUUGAUGCUCCAUCAAACCUCAAGUCGUUUCUGCAACGACGGGGACGCGCUAGGCAGGAACAGUCGACCUUCGCUAUACUUCUGGAAGGGGAUGUUGAGAAUGUGAACAAAAUCCCAUCCUGGCAACGACUUGAAGAAGAAAUGAUUCACUUAUACCAAGAUGAAACGAGAUCAUUACAAGAUGGCACCAACGAGGAAGAUACCGAAGACGUAAAUUUUGAGAUCAUUGUUCCUUCUACGGGGGCGAAACUGGAUGCCGAUGGCGCCAUGGCACAUCUGUAUCACUUCUGUGCAUUGUUGCCCCAUCAACCUUACGUGGACAACCGCCCCAUAUUUGAAAUUAUCGAGCAUCCAGUGGGUAAAUCAUUCACUGCGACAGUGACUCUUCCCAAUUGCAUCAAUGCUUCCGCAAGGUGUACCAAAGGCCACCAGGAGUGGAAAACUAGAAAAGCUGCCAUGAAAGAUGCUGCCUUUCAAGGAUACAAGCGAUUGUUUCAAGAAGGUCUCUUGAAUGAUCAUCUUCUUCCUCUCACGCACGAAAAGGCACUGUCAACAGCUACAGCCAAUGAACUUCCCGCCGUGGUGGAGGUAAGCGGACAAUUAGACCCCUGGUUUGAAAUGGCCAAAGCAUGGCUAUCCCCUGAUUUCCACAAAAUCGAGAUCACUCUACAGCAUGAUGGAAUUGAUGGUGGAAGUGAUCUCGCAUUUUCCCUCCUGACUCCGUCAGCAUCGCCGAUUAUCGAGCCUUUCACGAUGUAUUGGGAUAGAACCAUCGCUUUCACCAUCAAGCUGGGAAGUCCGGUCAAAGUUGCGUUGUGCGGAACCCAGACUCUCAAGGCCAUGAGAUCGGCCACGAGCCUUAUACAGCGAUCUGUGCAUUCAGACCGCUACCAAGACGAUCCAGGCGAUUUCAUAGUAUUAUUCACGCCUGGGAUCGAAAACAGGCAUCUCGUGAAGUGGCUCGAAGCGAACCAGGGUCGAAUAUCGGCAUGUGAUUACUUCAGGAGAGAACCAUUAACCCCUUGCCCGGGUUUUGUACGAACGCCAUCACUCUUUGGUAGACCUUGCAUAUUCCAACGGUGGAUCGUUCAUGAGAUGCCUCAUGAGCUAGAGGUUGAAUGCGCGCAGCUCCCUAGGCGAAGGAACUUCUUCCAUCGAGCGACGCAGUCUCAGGACUUGCUGUUGCGCCAGCAGGAAUCGCCAGGAAGGCAGGUGGCAACCUCACCACAGAAUUUACAGUUUCCUGCAGAAGAUGCAACCAUCGACUGCCUCCCGUUCGACCAAGCUCGCUUCGGUCUUUUCAUCCCAGGCAUUCUGCAGCAAGUGGAGGUCCAUCUGGUCGCGCAGAAACUAUGCACAACUAUUCUCAGCACCCUCUGCUUUAAUGAUCUUGGACUCGUUGUCACUGCGCUUAGCUCUCCUUCAGCGCAGUGGAUUUCCAACUACCAACGACUGGAGUUCAUUGGCGACUCCGUGCUCAAGUUCAUUGCUACACGACAACUUUUCACCGAACGUUCCAAUUGGCACGAGGGUUAUCUUUCGCAAGCCAGAGCGGGUCUUCUGUCAAAUAACACCCUUGCUCAUGCUGCGAUACGAGUGGGUCUAGACGCGUUCAUCAUGACAGAGCCGACACGCACUGGGGUAAAACGCUCCCCGGUCCUGGCAGAUGUCGUCGAAGCUUUAAUUGGUGCUGCAUACUUAGAUGGUGGAUUCCGCCUUGCCCUGAUCUGCAUCAACACCUUCCUGCCCCAGAUCCAUGUUCGGCUGCCAGCACCUAAUGGCAGAAUUUUAACUGACGGCAGUAGUUAUAGUUUGACAAACCAUAUUGUCAAAGCAGAACGUGUCAUUGGUCACGGGUUCCGGACUAAAACACUUCUACUCGAGUCCUUAACUCACCCUGCAUGCGAGAGGGACAGCCAGACGGAAUCGUAUCAGCGACUCGAAUUUCUCGGAGAUGCCGUCCUGGACAUGGUGGUUGCCGGACUCUUAGCCAAGCAGAACAUAUCUCAGGGUGAGAUGACGCGGAUUAAGUCUGCCAUGGUUAACAGCCACCUUCUCGGCUUUUUUUGCCUGGAACUCAGCAUUGACGAAGACAUGGUUAACGUCGAGCAGAGCUCACUAGGUGUGUUCAAGACAACCACAGUCCGGGAGCAAUUACACCUGUGGAAAUUCAUGCGCCACCACAGCCAGGAAGUGACUAUGGCACAGGGACGCAGCGUUGCACUCUACAGCCAGUUGCAAGGGGAAAUUCGCGGCUCCUUGGCAACCAGUCUCUCCUACCCAUGGACCCUACUCGCUCGGCUGAACCCACCCAAGUUCUUUUCCGAUAUCAUCGAAAGUAUUACGGGCGCCAUAUUCACCGACUCCCAGGGAGACCUGGCGCCAUGUCACCGCUUUCUCGAGCGCCUUGGCUUGACGCAAUACUUGCAGCGCGUGUUGGCAGAUUGUGUUGUCGUCGAGCAUCCACGCAACGCACUUCAACGCCUUUCUGGGUCAGAUGCCGCCUUGUACACUGUUGAUCUCGAGGGGGAUAGUUCAAUGCCAUCUUAUCGCUGCACCGUUACUGUGAAUGGAGAAAUUCUUGCCCACGUGGAGGGAUGUGUGUCUAAGGACGAGGCUAUAGUGAUUGCCGCUGAGACUGCUAAAACGUUGUUGACGGAGCGCAAACAAGAGCACGAGGGGACUACAGAAUAG
Exophiala bonariae is the source of this 4107-nucleotide messenger RNA. RefSeq lists its product as uncharacterized. The record is from RefSeq and is a predicted model, not a curated record. Bases 1 to 4107 code for a protein of 1368 amino acids. Gene Ontology annotation, cellular component: RISC complex; nucleus; cytoplasm. Gene Ontology annotation, biological process: siRNA processing. Gene Ontology annotation, molecular function: RNA binding; ribonuclease III activity; ATP binding. NCBI's taxonomy places the organism in Eukaryota, Fungi, Ascomycota, Eurotiomycetes, Chaetothyriales, Herpotrichiellaceae. The transcript is spliced from 8 exons.